AUAUUUUACAGUUGUUUAAAAAACUGCUGAGAAGGGCGGUUUCAGAGGUAACUAGGUAAACGGAAGUAGAAACGGUAGAUUAGUUGACCUAAACAUGGCGCCUUUGCUGGAUCACAAAAUUGGCGACGCUAUGUUAUCUUCUUUACCUUGGCGAUCAAAAUCUAAUCUCUUGACAUGUUCACUCGUUUUGCUUAUUUACCUGACGUCGCAUCCAUCCUUGGCCAAACCGAGCAGCCUCAAAGAGAUCACGGACGGAAACUGGGAAGACAUCUUGGCAGGGGAAUGGAUGAUUGAAUUUUUUGCCCCGUGGUGUCCGGCGUGCCAACAGCUCCAGCCCGUGUGGAAUGAGUUUGCCGACUGGGGUGAGGACAUGGGCGUCAACAUAGCGAAGGUGGACGUUACUGAACAGCCUGGUUUGAGCGGGCGAUUCAUCAUCACUUCACUUCCGACCAUCUACCACUGUAAGGAUGGUGUGUUCAGGAGGUACCAGGGGGCUCGCACCAAAGAUGACUUGCUAAGCUUUAUUGAUGAGAAGAAGUGGCAGGGCAUUGAGCCCGUGUCUUCCUGGUUUGGACCAUCUUCCUUCAUGAUGAACACAAUGUCCGCUCUCUUCAAGCUGUCAAUGUUCAUUCGGCGUUGCCAUAACUACCUGAUAGAGCAUUUGGGGAUUCCAGUGUGGGGCUCAUAUGUCAUCUUUGGACUGGCCACUCUCUUCUCUGGCCUAGUCCUGGGACUGAUACUGGUGUUCAUUGCAGAUUUUGUCUUCCCAUCACGACGAUUUAACUCCCCAAACUACUACCAGAAGAAACAGACAAUGGAACAAGCCAGGCUGAUUCAGCAGCUGGAGGAGGAGCAGGAGGCGGACGGAGAAGAGGAUGAUGAGGACGAUGAAUAUGGAGAACAGGACGAUGUCUGGAGGAGGAGGAGAGCGUCUCCCGAGGGGCGUCCAGAGGAGGUGCUGCGAAAAAGGGUGGUGGGCAACCGUGAGGACCAGGAUGAGGACUCCUAGAGGCCUGGAGGGGAACUGAAGAUGCCCCUUCAAACAGCGAGCCUGGUUUGGGGCCUAAGCUCAUUUUUAUAAAGUGCCUCAGAAUAGGAGUACUGAUCUAGGAUUUUUAGAUCAUGAUAACUAAGAUGACAUGGACAGGUGGAACUGAUCCCAGAUCAGCACUCUCAUUCUGCGGUGCUUUAUGAACACGGGACCUGGUCCUGAGCAGCAGUAGAGUUUACAGCUUACAGAGCCAUAGCAACACGCUGGCAAGGCCUCGGCGACGCCUUGCUUCUUCUCCCUUCAGCUUCACCAGGAGUGCCCCGUAUUCUGACCGCUCUCACCACCAGCACCCUCCCCUGGACUGGAGGUGCUACUGCACACGCCCAACACCAUUAUCAUGUUCUUUAGGCAUCAAAUGAAGGUAAACAGACUGGAACAGGAAGUGUUUAUCCAUGUCCAAUAUGAAAUUCUCCUUUUUCAUUCUCCGUUGGUAAAGAUUUUUACAAAAAUUGUCCCUAAUGAACACAAACCUGUUCAUCCUGGUUCUUUUGAAACGGAUCAAUUGGGUGGUUAGGUGAGGUUUCAAGGAAAAUUCCACCCCAAAUUAUUUUUUAGUUUUAUUAGUCCAUUGUUGACAGUCCCAAAAUAUGUGUAACUUUCAAAAUCCAGAAAUCAUCUCCGUGAGAUGCAUUUUGCCUCAUAUGAUACAAACUGCAUCAUGCGGGGAUGAUUGCUGUAUUUUGAAAGUUGCAUAUCUUGAAAACUUGAGUGCUGACAGGUAAAAUGUUUUGUGACUUUGUCAGCAAUGGACUAAUGAAACAAAUCCCUGCGGAUCGUGUUUGGGUGGAGUUUACCUGACGGUAUGGAGGGCACUAGAACAGGAUCAUUUUACCGCUUUGUGUGCUAUGCAUUUCUUAGGUUUUUAUUCUAUUCCUCAUUAAUCCCUGUUCAACAAAUUAUAUACAGCUCUUGAUCAUUAUUUCAUUGUACACUGUGUGUCCAAAACAUUAGGAAAACUUUCCUAAUAUUGAGUUUCACCCCCUUUUGAACUCAGAACAGCCUCAAUUGGUCAGAGUGUGAACUCUAUAAGGUGUUGAAAGCGUUCCACAGGGAUGCUGGCCCAUGUUGACUCCAAUUCUUCCCACAGUUGUGUCAAGUCGGCUGGAUGUCCUUUGGGUGGAGGACCAUUCUUGAUACACACAGGAAACAGUUGAGUGUGAAAAACCCAGCAGCGUUGCAGUUCUUGACACAAACCUGUGCGCCUGGCACCGACUACCAUAUCCCAUUCAAAGGCACUUAAAUCUUUGGUCUUUCCUAUUCACCCUCUGAAUGGCACACAUACACAAUCCAUGUCUCAAUUGUCUCAAGGCUUAAAAAUCCUUCUUUAACCUGUCUCCUCCCCUUUGUCUACAAUGAUUGAAGUGGAUUUAACAAGUGACAUCAAUAAGGGAUCAUAGCUUUCACUUUUAUUCACCUGGUCAGUCUGUGUCGUGGAAAGAGCAGGUGUCCUUAAUGUUUUGUCCACUCAGUGUAUAUCUUCCAUCUGUAUAUUUCUGUUUCUCCUCUUCCACUUUUUAUUUUAUUUACCUCAGAAAGCGUAUUGUUUGUUUUCAUCCAAGUCUUCCUUGACAGACCUGGUAUACGCCCACCCUUGAACUUCAUAAUGCUUUAGUGAGUGCAGUACAGUUUGCUUUUCUACAGGCAACUAAGAUCAAAUCUCUUCGGCCCCUUCGUAUGUUUCUGUUUGGUCGACACCAAGAUGUUGAGUUGUACAGUUGUUGCUUUCAUUUCUGGUGGAAGGGAACUGCUAUUUGCUGCCUGCCUGGUUUUGAGGAAGUCUCACUCCACUUUAUAAAAAGAUUGUGGUGCUUACUAAACCUCCCUGGAGGUGGACGUUGAUCAGUAUGGAUCAUUAAGGAUUGAACUGUUUUGGAGUUGUGAAGACGCCCCUUGUUUGGCCAGAACAGGGCUGCGUUCACAACCCCAGCAUGAUACAAAGAUAUUGUGGUGUAAAAUGUUAAUAACCUUGUUUUGUUGAUCUCUGCUGUAAAGCUAAUAUCCACCUAUUUGUAAAGCUGGCAGUGGAUUGUAUGUGAGAUUUGUAUCUUAUGUUCAUCUCUGUGUGAGAUGUUCUUCCAUAUUAAUUGGAAAUAGUUUAUUAAUGUGCUGUCAGGUCAGUCAGACACAAUGCAUGCUGUCUUUAUAACUACAAUUAUUAUGGGGGUUCUUCAAUAUCCUGGUCACAAAUGGCACUCUAUCCCCUAUAUAGUACACUACUGUUGACCAAGACCCAUAUAGCUCUGGUCAAAAGUAGUGCAUUAUAUAGGGAACAGGGAGCCAUUUGGGAUGUGUGAUAGGUGAUGUUAUUUUAACCCUACUUCUGCUCCUUAGUUUUCUGGCUCCUGCUUUACUCUCUCUGUGUGAGAAGGGGAGAGUGGAGAGGGAGAGUGGGGGGAGGGGGAUGGCGAGAGAAGGGGGAUGGGGGUAGAGGUGUGUGUGUGUGAGAGAGAGAGACUGCUUUUUGAAGUUUAACUGAAAUUUCCUGGAUGCCGAUUUAAGCCUAAUCCUGGAAUGAAAAGCUAUUUCAAUGUACAUUCUUCAGGACUAUGCUUAAUUGGUCUCCAGGAAACUGUCCCUAAGAGUUUGAACUCGAGGUCAUUAACCUAUUUUCAUGGUUUGAAAAGAGGCUAAGGUAAAUCCCCAGGGCAGUUGAUGCAGAGUACCAAUGGUCAUAGCCAGGGCCCGUAAAGCGUCUGAGUAGGAGUGCUGACCUGAGAUCAGUUUUACCUUUUUGAAUCAUAUGAAUAAGAUGUGUCAACUGAUCCUAGAUCAGCACUCCUAUACUGAGAUGCUUUAUGGAUUUAGUUUGGUCUUGUUCUUUCAGUAGAACAGGACGUCUCACAAGAAGGACUUUGUGACUGAACUGUGCAUCGUUCAUAAAAUAGUGUUUUACAUUUUCUGAGUGGGCAGUAGAAGUGGCAUUGUAAUCGGGGACUAGUAUUUUACUGACAUUUCAUUAUCUGUAAGAACUGACAGAUGCUCACAAAAACCUGUUUUGAUGUAUUUCAGCUUUGUAUAACAGACCGGUUUAGACCUAUGACCUGUGUUGAGGUUCCACAUUUUUAGCAAUGACUUCUCUUUCUCUUUUUAAAUGCUAUUAUUUCUUUCCUACAAGCUAUUUCCUCAAGUUGUGACAAGGGUACAACAUCAAAAUACGCCCACCUGAACAUUUAACAUGGAUCCGUGUGGUUUAAAAUGUAACUGUGGCUUCUAGCUUUCCUCGCUUCAGCUGCAGGGCGUAUCCUAAAUGGCUCCCUAUAUAGUGCAGGUCAAUAGUAGUGCAUUAUAUCGGGAAUAGGGUGCCAUUUGAGAAGCAUGGAGAGAUGUCACGUAGAACACUGAGACAACUCUGUUCUUACCGGUGUCCAACGAGAGCUCUUUCAAUAAAGAAUCAACUCCUGUUCGAAUCGAUCUGUACUUGUCACUCUGUGUGACGCCAAUGUCCAUUUUUAUUAGGUGACUCACAGUGAGUGAUGGACUGUGAGGUUUUACAAUAACUUCUAGAAAUUGCGUAGAUGAACUAUAUCAAAUGUAUUUUAUAAUGCACUUUUUACAUCAAAAUUUGUCACCAUGUGCUUUACUAAUACACAGCUGAAAACCCCAAAGAGCAAGCAAUGCAGAGACAGAAGCACAGUGGCUGGGAAAAACUCCCUAGAAAAUGCAGGAACCUAGGAAGAAAUCUAGAGAGGAACCAGGCUCUGAGAGGUGGCCAGUCCUCUUCUAGCUGUGCCGGGUAGACCAGAGGAACCAGGCUCUGAGAGGUGGCCAGUCCUCUUCUAGCUGUGCCGGGUAGACCAGAGGAACCAGGCUCUGAGAGGUGGCCAGUCCUCUUCUGGCUGUGCCGGGUAGACCAGAGGAACCAGGCUCUGAGGGGCGGCCAGGCCUCUUCUGGCUGUGCCGGGUAGACCAGAGGAACCAGGCUCUGAGGGGCGGCCAGGCCUCUUCUGGCUGUGCCGGGUAGACCAGAGGAACCAGGCUCUGAGGGGCGGCCAGUUCUCUUCUAGCUGUGCCGGGUAGACCAGAGGAACCAGGCUCUGAGGGGCGGCCAGUUCUCUUCUAGCUGUGCCGGGUAGACCAGAGGAACCAGGCUCUGAGAGGUGGCCAGUCUUCUUCUAGCUGUGCCGGGUAGACCAGAGGAACCAGGCUCUGAGGGGCGGCCAGGCCUCUUCUGGCUGUGCCGGGUAGACCAGAGGAACCAGGCUCUGAGGGGCGGCCAGUUCUCUUCUAGCUGUGCCGGGUGGAGGUUAUAAGAGUACAUGGCCACUAAAGCCAGAUCAUUCUUCAAGAUGUUCAAACAUUCAUAGAUGGUCAGAUAAUAGUACCAGUGGUUAUAGAGGGUGCGACAGGUCAGGAGUAAAAGUCAGUUGGCUUUUCAUAGCUGAGCAUUCAGAGGUCGAGACAGCAGGUGAGAGAGCGAAAUAGAGACAGAGGGAGUUGAAAUAGCAGGUCCGGGACAAGGUCAGGGUUCCAUAGCUGCAGGCAGAGCAGCCGUACAACCAGGUGGAAUGGGGUACAGCCAGGAGUCAUCGGGUCAGGUAGUCCUGAGGCAUGGUCCUCCGGGAGGGGAGAGAGAGCGAGACCACUCUUCUAGAUGUAUGUACUUUAGAGUUGUACAAUGACAGACCCCAAGCUUUUAAUUCCUGUAUUCAUGACCGGGUUUGAGCCCGAGUAGGCCUACAGUACAGCUUCGUGUUUUAUAGCAGUUUUGUAAUACUACUAAUGUCCAAUAGGUGGCAAUGUUGUUUUCCACUGUCUUGAAACAAUUGCAUUUGUGCUACCAUAGUAUCUAUUUAUCCUGCAUACUUUUCAGUAAUGCUGAAAACCCUACUGUAAAUGUUUAGUGCAUACUGGUACUUGCUAGGUCAAUGUGUUAGUAGCUUUAAUAAAAAUGGGAAUUGGAAACAGGAAAUUGCAAUCCUACUCAUGUUGAUUUUUACUUAAUUUGUUUUUGUUGGGGGGUGGGGUUAUUACAAUGUUAAUUCUACUGAGCCAUUUACUUUGUGUUGGUUUUCUUAUCUUUUCUUAUUUCUUAUUAUUGUUGCAUUGUUCAGAAGGAACCUGCAAGUUAACAUUUCGCUGGAUGAUGUAUACCAUGUCUAUCCUAUACAUACGACUAAUAAAACUCUAAGCUUGC
This is a messenger RNA of Oncorhynchus nerka (sockeye salmon), 6185 nucleotides long. Its product is annotated as thioredoxin-related transmembrane protein 1-like. Gene Ontology annotation, cellular component: endomembrane system. Gene Ontology annotation, molecular function: disulfide oxidoreductase activity. NCBI's taxonomy places the organism in Eukaryota, Metazoa, Chordata, Actinopteri, Salmoniformes, Salmonidae. The coding region runs from base 95 to 1009 and encodes 304 amino acids. The record is from RefSeq and is a predicted model, not a curated record. The transcript is spliced from 8 exons.